AUGCCACCACGUUCAUCAAAUCGAGGAAAUGCUCAAUCGUCAGGCUCGUUAGCUAGUUUAUUUGGUGCUCGUCAGAAUGAGACACGUUCACAUGGACAUCAUAAACAUACAAGUGGGAUUUCAAACCCCUCUGCCCUAUACUCUGAGAGUUCAUUAAAUCUAAAACAACGAAUUCUUAAUGAGGUAAAUGGAGGAAAAAACGGGAUUAAUAGUAAGUUACUUCAAACACAUCGCCAACGAGUAUGGGAUAUAGCCUUUGGGACAUUAGGUGGUGAUGGAGUUGAAGUAUCGACAAUUGAAUUUUCUCUUAUCUGUCCAUAUUCUCGGUUAGCGAUGGAGUAUCCUGUUCGAAGUAAAAGUUGUCGUCAUGUUCAAUGUUGCGAUUUAAAGUCAUGGAUUGCUUUGUUGGAAAAAUGUCGUUCUAUGCGAGACCCAAUGGCACCUUGUCCCGUAUGUGAACAACGUGUAGCGGCUUCUACUCUUGAAAUAGACUGUUGGCAGCUUCAUGUUUUAUCACAGAUGCCACCAGGGACACGUUUAGUUAUUUUAGAUGCAGAUGGAGGUUACCGUAGUGGUGAUGUAUCACGAGAUCAAAAGAAAAGACAAGUAACAGAAAUUAUAGACUCUACUCAACUAGCUGAUGAUGGUGACGAUUGUGGGGCUUUUACUCCUUCCCCUGAGUCUGUAUCUUCCGUAAAGGGAGAAACAGGUAUUGGUUCUUUCCAUGUUAAACAUGAACGAUUAUCAGAAGAACGACCUGAAUUACCACCAACCCAGUUUUCACAGGGAAGUUGUGUCUGGAGUGGAGGGACUCCCAAUCUGCCAACACAAGAUGAUGAUUUGGUGGUUGUCUGCUAUAUAGAGAGUAAACCGCCGCGUCGUGUGUUGUCCUCUCAGGCCCGUCUCUGGGAAGCACACUGCCCCAGAUGCAAGAAGAUGUUAGUGAAGAGUAAGGAUGGUACUGUACAGUGCUGUGUGGACUGUGGUUUAGGGCGGGAUGAUUGGACCUUUGUGCGCCGUUUCCCUGAUGCGGUGGUGUCAUUAGAGUUAACGAGUGAUGGGACACUUCUUCUUUAUGGUGUGGAUGGUAUUGCCUCGCAUUUAUCACGGGCUGGAUUUUGCCGUGCUGUAUUCCUUGAUGAGAGUGGCACCGUUUCUCGGGGUGGAAAUCUUGGAUUGUGGUAUACAACCGAUACACUCUCCAGAACAGAGUUGGAUUUUUUAGAAGCGUGUUGUUUGCGAUUGGCGUGUGGAGAACUUGUGGACGACAUACCGUCCGUUCCUUUUCGGUUUCGUGUGCGAAGACCUCUUCGUUCUCAUGGUAUUCAUGGAGGUGAGAUGGGACCUACACAGACAAGUUAUUACAGUCCCAGCCGGUAA
Molecule: messenger RNA, 1380 nt
Organism: Trypanosoma theileri
Lineage: Eukaryota; Euglenozoa; Kinetoplastea; Trypanosomatida; Trypanosomatidae
Exons: 1
Coding region: 1-1380 (459 amino acids)
Biological process (GO): protein sumoylation
Molecular function (GO): zinc ion binding; SUMO ligase activity
Source: RefSeq, a predicted model, not a curated record